GGGUCGAAUCAUUGUAUAACCCGACACCAGUAAAUCACACCUCCCUUCUUCAUACUGAAUCCAGGUUAGAGUUAGAAAGACCAAAAAAAAGGAAAAGAAAACCAGAAAAGCUUUUGCUCGUCUCCGAGCUAAGCUCAAAUCUAGGGUUAGGGUUUACGAAUCGACCUUCAAAAUUCAACAAUGGCGAAUCGUACGGACCCACUAGCGAAGAGCAUAAGAGGUACGAAUCCACAGAAUUUGGUCGAAAAGAUAGUUCGAACGAAGAUCUACCAAAACACCUACUGGAAAGAACAAUGCUUCGGUCUUACCGCCGAAACUCUCGUCGACAAAGCUAUGGAGCUCGACCAUAUCGGCGGCACUUACGGCGGUAAUCGUAAACCUACUCCGUUCAUGUGUCUUGUUAUGAAGAUGCUCCAAAUUCAACCUGAGAAAGAUAUCGUCGUCGAGUUUAUUAAAAAUGAAGAUUAUAAGUAUGUGAGGAUACUCGGGGCGUUCUAUUUACGUCUUGCUGGAACGGAUUCCGAUAUCUACUUGUACUUAGAGCCUCUGUACAAUGAUUAUCGGAAGCUGAGGAUGAAGAAACCGGAUGGGCAAUUCUUGUUGACUCAUGUGGAUGAGUUCAUAGACGAGCUUCUGACUAAAGACUAUUCAUGUGACAUUGCCAUGCCUCGCAUUAAGAAAAGAUGGAAUCUUGAGAAUAUUGGUGCUCUGGAACCCAGAAGAAGUGCCCUGGAAGAUGAUUUUGAAGAGGAGGAAGAAAAGGAAGAAGAUGAGAUGGAUGUAGAUGUUGAUGAACAUGAAAAGGAUUAUCGCGGUAGGAGUCCUGUGAGAGAUAGGGAUAGGAGGCGUGAUAGUCACAGAUACAGGGAUAGGGACUAUGACCGUGAUUAUGAUCGUGACUAUGAUAGAGAACGUGGAAGAGGGCGAGAUAGAGACCGAGAUAGGGAUAGGGACCGAGAUAGAGAUCGGGACAGAGAUAGGGACCGUGACCGAGAUCGUUAUCGUAUCAAAGAUGAAAAGGAUUAUGGUCGUGAUAGGGAUAGGCGUGACAGGGAUCGUGGUAGGCGGAGGAGCCGCUCAAGAAGCCGGAGUAGGAGUAAGGAUCGCAAGGACCGUGAAGGUGACCGUAAGAGGCAUGGUAGGAGUCCCAGCCCCAGAAGGCAUGGAGACGAGGAUAAUGGUGCACGUGAGGAAUCAAAGAAGACGAAGAAGAAGAAAGAGAAGGAGAAGGAGAAGAAGGAUGAUGGAACAGACCAUCCUGAUCCAGAAAUUGCUGAAGCAAACAAGCUUCGAGCUAAACUUGGGAUGAAACCAUUGAAGUUAUAGAUACAUAUGAUUAUAUAUGUAUGUAUCCAUACUUUCUUUCCAAAGGUUGAUUGUAUAACCCCUUUCUCAAAUGUUUAUACUCGGUAUGAUUUCUGUUUCAACUGGCUAUCAUCAAUUUGUACAGAGUAUAACCCUGUUUUCGGUCAGCCCAAAGUGUUACACAUUACAUUUGAUGCUAUUGAGAAAGACUGCAUUCUAUUA
Chenopodium quinoa (quinoa) is the source of this 1527-nucleotide messenger RNA. RefSeq names its product pre-mRNA-splicing factor 38-like. The transcript has 6 exons. The coding region runs from base 181 to 1326 and encodes 381 amino acids. Gene Ontology annotation, cellular component: precatalytic spliceosome. The record is from RefSeq and is a predicted model, not a curated record. Lineage: Eukaryota; Viridiplantae; Streptophyta; Magnoliopsida; Caryophyllales; Amaranthaceae.